GAUGAGAAACGAUCUCUACAUAACGCUGGAGAAGGGCGAGUUCGAGAAGGGAGGAAAGAGCGUGGCGAGGAACGUAGAGGUCACCGUCUACGUGCUGGACGCCGAUGGACAGAUCCUCAAGGGGUUUGUGGCCGUGGGCUCGGGCGAGCCGGGCGGAGACGAGUAUCACACCUUCGUGCUUUACCACAACAACAGCCCGCGCUGGGCGGAGCUAAUCAAGCUGCCCAUCCCAGUCGACAUGUUCCGGGGCUCUCAUGUCCGCUUCGAGUUCCGCCACUGUUCCACAAAAGACAAGGGGGAAAAGAAGCUGUUCGGCUUCUCGUUCGUUCCUCUAAUGCAGGAAGACGGGCGGACUCUGCCCGACGGCACCCACGAGCUCAUCGUUCAUAAG
Sinocyclocheilus grahami is the source of this 391-nucleotide messenger RNA. RefSeq names its product dedicator of cytokinesis protein 4-like. The transcript is spliced from 3 exons. Lineage: Eukaryota; Metazoa; Chordata; Actinopteri; Cypriniformes; Cyprinidae. The record is from RefSeq and is a predicted model, not a curated record. Gene Ontology annotation, cellular component: plasma membrane; cytoplasm. Gene Ontology annotation, biological process: small GTPase-mediated signal transduction; cell chemotaxis. Gene Ontology annotation, molecular function: guanyl-nucleotide exchange factor activity; small GTPase binding. The annotation marks the transcript as partial.